This is a messenger RNA of Dioscorea cayenensis subsp. rotundata (Guinea yam), 2598 nucleotides long. Its product is annotated as ABC transporter G family member 22-like. The transcript is spliced from 11 exons. Gene Ontology annotation, cellular component: membrane. Bases 117 to 2339 code for a protein of 740 amino acids. The record is from RefSeq and is a predicted model, not a curated record. NCBI's taxonomy places the organism in Eukaryota, Viridiplantae, Streptophyta, Magnoliopsida, Dioscoreales, Dioscoreaceae. Gene Ontology annotation, molecular function: ABC-type transporter activity; ATP binding; ATP hydrolysis activity.
UAAAUAGAAGGAAAGAAGUAAAGUUGAAGUAAGCCAUUCUGUUUUGCAUUUUCAUUUUCAUUUGCAUCAGAGAAUCCAAAGCUGUUUCUUCUUCUUCUACUUCUCUUUGUUUUGAGAUGGAGUCUGCUUCAUCUGGAAUUCUGAGAACCAAAUCUGAGCAGAUAGAAAUGGCAUCAAUCAAACAGUCACUGAGUCGAACAGCAUCAGCUGAGACGAUCUCAGUUGCAGACACUAAUGGUGGGCUGUCAAGGAAAUCAAGCUUCGGCAAAAUUGGUUCGCCAGGACGGAGAGUGGGAAACCAUACGAGGAAGUCGAGGAGUGGACAGCUAAAGCUGGAGUUGGAUGAAGUAAGCAGCAGCGCGGCGCUGAGUCGAGCAUCCAGCGCGGGACUCGGCUUCUCCUUCUCCUUUACAGGCUUCACUCCACCCGAAGACAUCAUUGCUAACUUGAAGAAAAGUUUUAGUGACGAUGACAACGCGGUUGAUCUUGAGAGUGGAGGCGAACGAAGAAGGAAAAGGAUGACAACAGAGCCAACCUUACCAAUCUAUUUGAAGUUCACAGGUGUCAAAUAUAAGGUUAUCACAAAAGGUGUAACCAGCACAUCAGAGAAGGAAAUCAUUCAAGGGAUUACAGGUUCAGCAAGUCCAGGAGAGGUUCUUGCUCUAAUGGGACCAUCAGGCAGUGGAAAAACUACGCUGUUGAGUCUCCUAGGUAGAAGGAUUACUGGUGAAAUAUCUGAAGGAUCCAUCACUUACAAUGAUGAACCAUAUUCCAAAUCACUGAACCGCAGGAUUGGGUUUGUGACACAAGACGAUGUUCUAUUUCCACAUCUAACAGUGAAAGAAACAUUAACUUACGCGGCUCUCCUUCGGCUUCCGAAGACAAUGACAAAACAACAGAAGAAAGAACGGGCUUUGGAUGUUAUCUUUGAGCUAGGGCUUGAAAGGUGCCAGGAAACAAUGAUUGGAGGAGCAUUUGUAAGGGGUGUUUCAGGUGGCGAGAGGAAAAGGGUGUGCAUCGGGAAUGAGAUUUUAAUCAAUCCAUCUUUGUUGUUUCUUGAUGAGCCAACAUCUGGCCUGGACUCAACAACAGCGCUAAGGAUAGUAGAGAUGUUACAUGGCAUAGCUGAGGAUGGGAAGACGGUGGUAACAACAAUUCAUCAGCCAUCGAGCAGACUGUUUCACAAUUUUGAUAAAUUAAUCCUUCUUGGCAAGGGGAGUUUGCUCUACUAUGGAAAGGCGUCAGAAGCAAUGCCUUAUUUUUCAUCCAUUGGAUGCAAUCCUCUAAUUGCAAUGAAUCCAGCAGAAUUCUUGCUGGAUCUUGCUAAUGGAAACAUGAAUGAUAUAUCAAUGCCAUCAGAAUUAGAUGACAAAGUGCAGCUGGAGAAUCUGGGAGGUGAUGCAAGAACUGAUAGACCAUCUCCUAAGGAUAUUCAUGAGUAUUUGGUGGAAGCCUAUGAGACUCGAGUUGCUGACCAAGAAAAGAAAAAACUUUUGUUGCCUAUUCCUAUCAAUGAGGAUCUGAAAGCAAAGAUGUCAUCACAAAAAAGAGAAUGGGGAGCAAACUGGUGGCAACAGUUCUCGAUUUUAUUUAGAAGAGGAUUCAAGGAAAGACAACAUGAUUACCUUAGUUGGAUGAGAAUCACGCAAGUUAUUGCAACUGCGAUUAUUCUUGGAUUGCUAUGGUGGCACUCAGAUAGUUCCACACCAAAAGGUCUGCAAGAUCAGGCAGGACUGUUGUUCUUUGUUCCUGUCUUCUGGGGCUUCUUUCCUGUCUUUACAGCAAUCUUCACAUUCCCUCAAGAAAGAGCAAUGCUAAACAAGGAACGAGCAGUUGACAUGUAUAAGUUGAGCGCAUACUUCAUGGCUAGGACAACAAGUGAUUUACCAUUAGACCUCAUAUUACCGACACUGUUUCUGCUCAUAGUCUACUUUAUGGCAGGCUUAAGACCAAGUCCUGCGCCAUUCUUUCUUACCAUGCUUGCAGUGUUUCUAAACAUUAUUGCCGCUGAGGGGGUUGGAUUGGCAAUUGGAGCUACUUUGAUGGACUUCAAGAAGGGAACAACUCUAGCUUCAGUCACAAUCAUGACCUUUAUGUUGGCUGGUGGGCUCUUUGUAAAGAGGGUUCCUGUGUUCAUAUCAUGGAUUCGUUAUGUAUCUUUCAAUUAUCAUACUUACAGACUCCUGCUCAAGGUGCAGUAUGGUCACAUACCAACCUCUGUAAAUUUCAUUAACAUGGGAAGUGGUGUCAGGGAAGUUCUUGCGCUGAUAGCAAUGGGUUUGGGGUACCGGCUACUAGCGUAUUUUUCACUAAGGAUGAAGAUGCAUGUGGGUGCUUAAAUAAAAGACUGACCACCAAGAAUAGGAAUAUGAUCCGGUCAUAAGUGGAGGAUGUUUUCCCAUUAUCUUCACUACACAGUUGAGUUUAUUUGAGGUUAAUGAGCACAAAGAUGGAAAAUAUAUUACUAGAACCUUAUAUAUCGAACUCCAAGAUUUUGUAAAUUAGGGUCAUUUUGCCAAAAUCUAGUACUAAAAUAUUUUCAAAGUUUGUACAUAUUUUUCUUGCCAGGAGAGAUUACAAAUGCCAUCUUAAGCUUAA